Messenger RNA from Aspergillus sclerotioniger CBS 115572, 1284 nucleotides. RefSeq lists its product as uncharacterized. The transcript is spliced from 4 exons. The record is from RefSeq and is a predicted model, not a curated record. NCBI's taxonomy places the organism in Eukaryota, Fungi, Ascomycota, Eurotiomycetes, Eurotiales, Aspergillaceae. Gene Ontology annotation, cellular component: RAVE complex. The coding region runs from base 276 to 1214 and encodes 312 amino acids.
GCUGCAACAACUUUCUGUCCACGACAGACGUUGCACCACCUACCUCCCUGCGAUUGAGUUGGGCACCCGCCUUGGGACCUUUCGGAUCGACGUGGAUUACGCGAAAGCCAAUGCGGAAAAUUUCUUCUGUCGACUUCGUCACCAACCCCGAGACGAACCCUGCUGCCUACGGUGUACCCCUCCCCCUACCGAUCCCUUGACCACUGCCGGGUCCAGAGGCACUUCCAUCCGAUCUCCCGAGAGGGUCGAACUAACCCGCUGGGUAAAAUCUCAAUAUGGCCACCUGGGCUUACCCACCCUUACCCCAAGAGCGCCUGGAACAGGAAGUCGACUCCGCGUUGGCGAACGAGCUAGAAUGGCUUUUGCGUUCCCUGCAAGACUCCCUUGCCUCCUUGAGGGAGGGCCUCCAUGAAUGCGAGGCCCUGUUGGCUCCCAAGGAGCCGGGAUCAACACUGGUGCUCUCGUCUCUACGGUCCGAAAAUGUCAAAGGCUACGUGACUCGGGUUGGGACGAAGAUCGUGAAAGGCGAUAUCCAGCUCCGCCUUAGCUCCCUUGCCUCGCGGGGCUCAGCUACCACCCGCUUGUGCCUGUCUAAUGCCCCCGCAACACCCGAGCUCGUUCUAAGCCAAUUAGUAACGGUAAAGAACCUGGUCAAUCAAAGUCUCGAUAUUGUGGAUGUUAGCACUUGGACUGGAGAUCCACUCAAUGCCAGUUUUAUCUUCAGUCAACUGCACCUUCUGCGUGAGACUAUCAGCGAAGCACGGCAGAUGCUGAAGGGUGAAAAUGACAAGGUCCGAGGCAAGUGGUGGGAGACGAGUGCACAAGAGGAGAUGUUCGACCCUCCAUUACCACCGUACCUGUCCUUCCAUCUCUCCAUUGCCGACUCGGCACUGGUUUUACAUCUUAGGACGCUAGAAUCCAACACACCCACCCAUACGCCAACCGCGUUCGCAGCAGAUAUUUCUCUUACCGGGUUCAACCUGCGGGAUCGGCUAUUUGGGACUCGCCAUCGCCCUCAUGACGAGGCUGGUGAUGUGUUUACAUGGAAAGGGGACGAAGUAAAGGUAAAAGAAAAGAUCCGCGUAGAGAGUCAGGACCCUAGCCUCAUGGCCGUGAUGGCCAAACUAAGCGCUCUCGAGCACGAAGUGAUGAAGUGGAUAUCGGCUUUGAAGGUGCUCAUGGGCAAUGAAGAUACAGAUAGCGAAUCUCAGUAGGACCCCCAUACUGUAAAUAACAACUCUACAAUAUGCUCCCGCUACUCCCCCACACUCUGAUAUCUAGUUG